AUGGACAAUCGAAGUAGAGCCCUGGCACUUUACAGGGCUUUCUAUCGGGCAGCCAAAUCAAUGCCGACAGCCAAUCGGAGGGACUACAUCAGGAAGAAAUCACGGUUUGAGUUUGAGGAGAACAGGCACGAAACUGACCCAUCAAGGAUCCGGGGGCUGCUCCAAUUUGCUGACCUGCAGCUAGAUAAUGUACAGAUACAGGCAAAACAUUUGUCCGAGCUCUUCGCACGUGACCCCAGUCGCUUUGAGAAGCCUGAUGCCUGA
This is a messenger RNA of Klebsormidium nitens, 264 nucleotides long. Lineage: Eukaryota; Viridiplantae; Streptophyta; Klebsormidiophyceae; Klebsormidiales; Klebsormidiaceae. The record is from the annotation of a GenBank genome assembly.